Pleurotus ostreatus (oyster mushroom) is the source of this 663-nucleotide messenger RNA. RefSeq lists its product as uncharacterized. Lineage: Eukaryota; Fungi; Basidiomycota; Agaricomycetes; Agaricales; Pleurotaceae. Bases 1 to 663 code for a protein of 220 amino acids. Gene Ontology annotation, molecular function: GTP binding. The transcript has 4 exons. The record is from RefSeq and is a predicted model, not a curated record.
AUGCUUUAUAUACGAGCAGGCUACAUCAAGGAGAAGUUCAACUCUUCUGUAUAUAACGAUCCACUAGAGGCUAUGGGAAAUAUUUUCGGGAAGGGAGUGACAAAAGAUGACGACGUGAUUGUGUUGCUUGGGCCUACCGGGGCGGGAAAGAGUACAUUUCUUAACUCCGCAUUGGGAGAAGACGUCGCUCGCGUAGGGACAACUCUGAGCAGUUGCACAAGCGAGGUUCAAAUCGUGAAAUGCCCUAUUCCUGGUGCUCGUCGGCAGGUCGCCCUUGUCGAUACGCCCGCGUUCAAUCAUGGCAACGUCAAGAUUGCCGACAUUGAGAAGAUGAUCAAGAAGGGCCUGAAGGAGAUGUAUAAACGCCAAAUCAAAGUUGCAGGAAUAUUGUACGUCCAUCGCAUUACCGACGUACGGAUGACAGAGAAUCCGAUUCGGCACCUCGACACCUUCCAUGAACUUUGCGGCGGCAACCAGCCUGCACAUAAGGUUAUCCUCACAACGACUAUGUGGGCGAAUAUAGAUGAAGAAACGGGUGGAAAGAGGGAGCGAGAAUUGAAGGAUGGCUGUUGGAAGCCAAUGGCCUCGCAAGGUUCUCGAGUCAUGCGCUAUCACGAUACGUCUGAAUCCGCCAGGGAUAUAAUACGUACCCUCGUUGGAUAG